Molecule: messenger RNA, 972 nt
Organism: Glycine soja
Lineage: Eukaryota; Viridiplantae; Streptophyta; Magnoliopsida; Fabales; Fabaceae
Product: putative F-box protein At1g67623
Exons: 1
Coding region: 150-875 (241 amino acids)
Molecular function (GO): protein binding
Source: RefSeq, a predicted model, not a curated record
UAGUAACCGAUUUUGACUUGGUCUCCAACCGACUUAUACACUUACUAGUAUAUACAUAUACAUUGCGUUUUCCGAGUCAUAUGUUGUAAGGUGAGAAAGCCUCCCCCUCCUCCAACCUUCCCUGUUAGAUCGAUUUCAAGAUUGAAGCAAUGGCUGAUUUAAGAGUUAAGAAAGGAAGCAACAAGAAGCAUGGAUCUGUGUCUGUCACCACCAUCAAAUCUCUUCCGAAGGAGUUGCAAGUGGAGAUUUUUGCCAAGGUGGCCACUCGCUCCAUAUUUGACCACUGCAUGAUAAAACUAUGUUGCAAAGAAUUUCUUCACGCCGCCGAGGAUGAUUACGUGUACCGUCACGCCUCCAUGGAGAAUUUUGCGUUGGUGCCGCUGCCAUGGUUCACUGGCAAUAAAGAAUCCUCCUUUCUGAAGCGUUGCAGGGAGAGCGGUAACUCGGAGAUUUUGUACCGUGAAGGAAUGCUUCAAUAUUUCACUUCUUCAAGGGUAGAAUUGGGUCUCAAGAAUUUGAAAGAGGCGGCGCUGGAGGGUCACGAUGAUGCCAAAUAUGUUUAUUGCAUGCUUUUGAUGUGUGGUGAAGAUGAAGGACAAAGAAAGCAAGGUUUUGAUCUCUUUUGUUCCUUGAAAGAGUCCACGUCUGUUAUCAGAUGCAGAAAGAGGGUCAAAUCUUUUGUUCGAAGCAUGUGGCUGAAAAAUAAGCCAAAUGGCAAGUCAUCUUUCUGCGGUUCUGGUACGUGCGAUAGUGAGAGACAGAAGCAGCUUUCAAAAAGAUGGUCGUCUUUUGAGGAUAAAGAUGGUGGUAUUUCAUGCCAACGCUGCGGUGCUGAUCAUGAACUUGGUUUCUUUUGCAACAUGUUUGGAGUCUAAGAAGUUAAAUUUGUCAUCCAGAACCAAUCAAGAAUCAGAAUGGGAAACCAAUUAGUACAAAUAUUUCUAUCUUCAAGUUCUUGUUUUUCUCUCCUUA